AUGUAUUCUAUCUCAAACAAAAAACCUUCCAUACUAAGUAUGGUUCCCUUAAAUAUUCUGAAAAACCAUGAUAUAAAAUUGAAAAAAGAUCAAGAGAAAAAGAUAUCUUUUAACCCGGUGGUCACUCCCAUAAGGUCGGAUGACUAUCACGACAAAACUUCCAGAUCUUCAAGUUCAAGUCAUUCUGAUUCACCUGAAUUUUUGAGAAUCAACAACAACAAAUCUAGUUACAAAGACGGGGAUUUGAAGGUUUUUGAAAGUAAAAAAUUGGUUCCACUCUUCAUUGGUGACCUUCAUGAAACUGUUACUGAAGAAACUCUAAAAGAUGUUUUUGGAAAAUUUCCAUCUUUUGUUUCUGCCAAGGUGUGUCUUGACUCGGUAACUAAGAAAUCAUUGGGCCAUGGUUAUUUAAAUUUUGAAGAUAAAGAAGAGGCUGGAAAAGCCAUGGAAGAACUGAACUACACUGAAGUUAAUGGAAAAGAAAUUAGGAUUAUGCCAUCACUAAGAAAUACAACGUUUAGGAAAAACUUUGGUACUAAUGUGUUUUUCUCCAAUUUGCCCUUAAACAAUCCUCAAUUAACAACUAGAGCAUUUUAUGAUACGUUUUCGAGAUAUGGGAAAAUAUUAUCCUGUAAGUUAGACUCGAGGAAAGAUAUAGGGUUCGUGUAUUUUGAGGACGAAAAAACCGCAAGAAAUGUGAUUAAAAUGUACAAUAAUACAAAUUUUUUUGGAAAAAAGAUUUUGUGUGGAAUACAUUUUGAUAAAGAGGUCAGAAGUGUUCCAAAUUUUGAAACACAGAAGUCACGAUUGGAUUCGGAAACAAUCAUCGAGAAGGAGCAAGCCUUGAACGAUAAACAAUCAAAACGUAAUAACGGUGAAUCUAAGAGUAACCUGCCAUCAUCUCAAAACUCCAUCUUUAUCAAAAACUUGCCAAUAAUAACCACAAGAGAUGAUAUUUUGAAUUUCUUUAGUGAAGUAGGUCCAAUAAAGUCAAUUUAUUUAUCUAACGCUACUAAAGUAAAAUAUCUCUGGGCUUUUGUUACGUACAAAAGCGAUGAUGACUCUGAAAAGGCAAUUAAACGAUACAAUAACUUUUACUUCAGAGGCAAAAAACUCUUAGUGAGUAGAGCCCAAAAUAAGGAGGAAAGAGCCAAAUUUAUAGAGUCCCAAAAAAUGUCCACACUUUUCCUGGAAAACUUGAGCGCUGUUUGCAACAAAGAAUUUCUUAAAUAUCUGUGUCAUCAAGAAAAUAUCAGGCCUUUCAAGAUUCAAAUAGAUGGCUACAGUGAAAACACUUCCGCUUAUUCUGGGUACAUUAAAUUCAAGAAUUUUGAAGAAGCUACAAGAAUAUUCAAUUUUUUGAAUAACCGUUUAGUAGGAGGGAGCAUCGUUAUAACAUCCUGGGAAAGACAAACUAAUACAUCGAAGCAGUAUCACGAUGAUUACGGGAUCCGGAAUAAACUUUCUCCUUCCCACCCACAAAUUACCCCAUACUACCAUUAUUCACAAACCAGCGAUUUGAACUCCUCACAGUAUGCUGCGAGAGCUCCUUCAUCAAUGAGUAACAGUACAAGAUCACUGAUGAAAAAUAAAAAUUUCAACAAGAAAGUUCUGGAGACGUUCGAAAAACAAGUGAGAAGAGGAAUAGAUUUCAUGAGAUUUCCAAGUGCAACUAGAGAGGAAAACAUACACGGAAUAUCUGAGUAUAUUUUUGACACUUAUUGGAAUCGAGAUAUUUUAGUCCUGGAUAAAUUUUUAUCAUUAUUAAAGAGCAGUCCCUAUCACGAAGGUGUUUUGCAAAAACAAAUUGAAGAAGCAGCAAGCUCGUUGGGAUUUAAAAGAUAA
Saccharomyces eubayanus is the source of this 1845-nucleotide messenger RNA. It is a transcript of the gene PES4, whose product is annotated as Pes4p. Gene Ontology annotation, molecular function: poly(A) binding; poly(U) RNA binding; mRNA 3'-UTR binding. The record is from RefSeq and is a predicted model, not a curated record. The coding region runs from base 1 to 1845 and encodes 614 amino acids. The transcript has a single exon. Lineage: Eukaryota; Fungi; Ascomycota; Saccharomycetes; Saccharomycetales; Saccharomycetaceae. Gene Ontology annotation, cellular component: cytoplasmic stress granule; ribonucleoprotein complex; nucleus.